AUGGCAGCACGGAUCCAGCAACCGUUACCACUAGGCAAAGGACAACAACAACAAAAUAAUGCCGUUCCCGCGCGAGUCGUGCCAAAGCUGCCACUGGAAUAUUUUCAAAAGAAUCCUUUCUUCGCAUUUCCUUCUUCAUAUCAUCGCGAUUAUUAUAUUUGUACUGAUUGCGGUGCUUAUUCUUGUGGCGGAGUUUAUUCGAGUCGUUGUCGUAAAUGUCAUGGUGUUGCUUCGGACCCUCCCCGUGAAAGCCGCCGUGAUUAUCUUUGUAUUGAAUGUGCUCGUCGUUAUGAGCCUUGCAGUUGUGAUCCUACUGUUAUUGUUAUGCAUCAUGAGUUAAUUUAUCGUAACCCUCCUGAAUAUUGCUGGUUUGCCAUUGACAAUGAGCAUUUUAAUUACAAAAUGAUGGUUGAACUUCUUUCUAUACGCUAA
Molecule: messenger RNA, 432 nt
Organism: Rotaria socialis
Lineage: Eukaryota; Metazoa; Rotifera; Eurotatoria; Philodinida; Philodinidae
Source: the annotation of a GenBank genome assembly